AUGUUGAUGCAAAAUAUUAUGUACCUGUUCACUCGAGAUAUCCAUAGCAUUAGCAAUCUCACGCACCUUGAUUCUUCUAUCAUCCACACCAUAUCAUGGAUGGAUUUUAUCAAUGAUUUCUGGAGUAGUCUCAACAGAGCGUUCAGCAUCACUUGUGCUCAUAUGGCCACUCCGACGAAACGUUUGAAACCAUUUAUAAACUGUUCUAAUCGAAGAAAUCACUCGACUUCCUCGAUUCAGACAAACGUGAAAUGUAGAAAAAUAGAUCAAUCUGGCUGA
This is a messenger RNA of Pogonomyrmex barbatus (red harvester ant), 279 nucleotides long. RefSeq lists its product as uncharacterized. Lineage: Eukaryota; Metazoa; Arthropoda; Insecta; Hymenoptera; Formicidae. The record is from RefSeq and is a predicted model, not a curated record.